Molecule: messenger RNA, 993 nt
Organism: Meyerozyma guilliermondii ATCC 6260
Lineage: Eukaryota; Fungi; Ascomycota; Pichiomycetes; Serinales; Debaryomycetaceae
Exons: 1
Coding region: 1-993 (330 amino acids)
Biological process (GO): maturation of SSU-rRNA from tricistronic rRNA transcript (SSU-rRNA, 5.8S rRNA, LSU-rRNA)
Cellular component (GO): nucleolus; small-subunit processome
Source: RefSeq, a predicted model, not a curated record
AUGAGAUUGACAGGCAAUAUGACAGCGAAUGUUGAUGACUUGCUCCAGGGUAUUAUAGACUCCGCCGAGGCAACCCAGCGCUCCGUAAGCGCGUUAGACAAAUCCUUGGAUGCCGACACAGUGCCGGAACUCGUUCAAGACAUGUUGACGAAAUUGGGUCAAUCGGCGCCCGAAGGUUUGUCGUUACUUUCAUUGAAAAAUAGCGCUUUGCUUUCUUAUAUCAACCAGUUGGCGCUCAUCACGACGUUGUGCCACCUCAAGAGAAUGCAUGGUGACGACGUCGAGGAGGCCAGGAACCAGGCGAUAGAAAACUCCAUUGCACAGCGGGUCUGCUUGGAGAAAGGUGUGAAGCCGCUUGAGAAGAAACUCAAUUAUCAGCUCGAGAAAACGAUAGGAUCGUAUGUGAAGAUGAAGGAAAACGAACAAAAGUUGGAGCAAUCGCUCGAGAAAAAUGGAUCUGUUGAAGAUCUGGAUUCUGACGAUGAAUCUGAUGAUGAAAAACUUGCCCAUAGACCAGAUGCUACUGCCUUGGCCAAGAUGUCAAGACCAAAAGAUUCCGACAGUAUCAGCACUAAAGAAAAGUAUAAGCCUCCAAAAAUCUCGGCUGUGGCACCUCCUACCAAAGACGCUCCUGUGCAGCGUAGUAAUCGUAAGCUUCAAAGUAUGGAAGAAUACUUGCGAGAAAGUUCCGAUUUGCCCCAAGUGGACCAAUCUAUUGGUACAAAUAUCGUCGAUCAUGGUCGUGGUGGCAUAAAGACACAAGCCGAGAGAAAGAAAGAGAAGGAAAUUCAAGACUACGAAGAGAGCAAUUUUAUUAGAUUACCAUCAACGUCCACGAAAACAUCUGCCAAGCAAAAGCGUCACAAUAUGAUGAACACAUUUGCUGGAGAAGACUGGUCGAUGUUCAAUAAUACCAGGGACAUUUCUUCCAGUACGUCUCGGAAACGCAAACCAAAUUCCGUAUGGGACCGUGUGAAGCGCAAGAGAACAUAG